ACGCCGUUGGGGAGAGCGGCACAAAAAGGACACGAGACGGUAGUUAGAUUGCUGCUUGCCAAAGAGAGCAUAGAAGUCAAUAUUGCAGACGAUUAUGGCCGCACACCGUUACUCUUGGCUGCUAGAAAUGGGCAUACUGCAGUAGUUAAGCUUCUAUGCGGCAAAAGCGGCGCCGGCGUCAAUAUCGUGGAUAAAAAUGGGAAAUCCCCAUUACUAUGGGCUGCUAUAAACGGUCAUACAGACGUGAUAAGGCUGUUACUCACCGCCACCGAUGCCGAUGUCAAUGCCAAGGAUCACAACAACCAGUCACCACUAUUACAUUCAGUCAUGGGAGGGCAUAAUGCCAUAGUUGAAGAGUUGCUU
Molecule: messenger RNA, 363 nt
Organism: Trichoderma asperellum CBS 433.97
Lineage: Eukaryota; Fungi; Ascomycota; Sordariomycetes; Hypocreales; Hypocreaceae
Source: RefSeq, a predicted model, not a curated record